CGGUUGCGCAUUUCCGUUGUCAUAACGUCACUUCUGGAUGUCAAUAUGCGGCUUGUUGCGGCGCUGGGAAACAGAACCACUGGAAAGAUGUAAACCAAGUAACCUGCGAAGACCAGCCUCAACACAGACACUAAACGUUAUCUCCGGGGAAACAGUACCGUCAGUCCUAUAAACGGAACCGCACCAGCGGACCGGUCGUUAGGUCGCUAUCCCCGAAGCAGCGGAGCUUCUGCCUUAAAGCAGCCAUCUUUUGUGAGAGAAUGUACGGGGCGACGCGGCGGGCCUGCUCGGGCUCUGGUCGGGGCCGGAGCCUGCUGAUGCUGGUAACCGCUCUCCUGCUCUCGGUUAUCGGGCUGCUCUCCGGGCUACCCGGCAUCACCGAGGCGAAGGAAUGCGACAAGCCUUGUAUGAACGGACAGUGCAACACCGCUACUGGCAGCUGUGUGUGCUUCCCCGGCUGGGUUGGGGACCAAUGCCAGCACUGCGGAGGGCGAUUCAGACUAACGGGGCCCUCCGGUUAUCUGACCGAUGGACCAGGAAACUACAAGUACAAGACCAAGUGUACCUGGCUUAUCGAGGGACAGCCUAACACCGUCCUCCGAUUACGAUUCAACCACUUUGCCACCGAGUGCAGCUGGGACCACCUCUACGUGUAUGACGGAGACUCCAUUUACGCCCCCCUUCUGGCUGCCUUCAGCGGUCUUAUUGUUCCUGAACGUUACGGGAAUGAGACCGUUCCUGAGGUGGUGUCUCACUCCGGCUACGCCCUGCUGCACUUCUUCAGCGACGCCGCCUACAAUCUGACCGGAUUCAACAUUUCCUACAGGGUGAAUACAUGUCCUAACAACUGCUCCAGUCGUGGCGAGUGUCGUGUGGGGAACUCCACUGGUUCGGUAUACUGUGAGUGUGAAGCCAACUGGAAGGGGGAAGCCUGUGAUGUUCCCUACUGCAUGGCUGACUGUGGCUACCCUGAGCGAGGUCGUUGCCAGGGCAAGACUUGUGUUUGCAACGCCGGGUGGCAAGGUCCAGACUGCUCCGUCUCGGUGCCGGCCAACUCCUCCUUCUGGAGCCGGGAGGAAUACACGGAGGCCGGGCUGGCCAGGGCUUCCCACAAGGCCGUGGUGGACCAAGGCAUCAUGUGGGUCAUCGGAGGCUAUGUUUUCAACGCCUCUGACUAUCACAUAGUUAAAGCGUAUAACCUCAGCAACAAGACGUGGCUGACCCUUGACCCCUCUGUCAACACUGUCACACCAAGAUACGGCCACUCACUGGCUUUGCACGAGGGAAAGAUCUAUAUGUACGGAGGAAAGAUAGACUCCACUGGAAAUGUGUCCAGCCAGCUGUGGGUUUUCCACAUCCAGAACCAGACCUGGGUCCUCCUGAGCCCCCGGGCCAAAGAACAGUACGCUGUGGUGGGACAUUCGGCCCACAUUGUGCCUCCCGUCCAGGAGGGAGACAGUCCUAUCAUGCUAGUUCUGUUCGGACACUGUCCUCUGUACGGUUACAUCAGCACAGUCCAGGAGUACAACAUCGUCAAGAACACGUGGAGCAUGGUGUCUACAGACGGUGCGCUGGUUCAGGGCGGCUACGGCCACAGCAGUGUUUUCGACCCCGGCACCAGAGCCAUCUACAUCCACGGAGGCUACAAGGCCUUCAGCGCCAACAAGUACGGCCUGGCUGGAGAUCUGUACAAGUUCGACGUGGACAAGAGGAAAUGGACCGUUCUGAGAGACAGUGGCUUCUUCCGAUACCUCCACACGGCGGUGAUAGUGAGCGGAACGAUGCUGGUGUUUGGAGGAAACACACACAAUGAUACAUCCAUGAGCCACGGUGCCAAGUGCUUCUCUGCCGACUUCCUAGCCUACAGUCUGGCAUGCGAUGAGUGGACGGUGCUACCUCGACCGGACCUUUACCAUGAUGUCAACCGCUUUGGGCACUCUGCAGUCUUCAGUGACAGUGUAAUGUACGUAUUCGGUGGCUUCAACAGCCUGCUGCUCAGUGACGUCCUCAUGUACACCUCGCCCAGCUGCCUGGCCUUCUCCAACCAGGCGUCUUGCAACCAGGCCUGGCCGGGGAUCCACUGUGUCUGGAACAGCACCCAGGGGACCUGCCUGCCCUGGGAGAGCAACACUGUCGCACCAGAGCAACAACAGCUUCCAGCUUCCUGUAACACACGAUCAUAUGCUGACAACGAGAGGUGUGACCAGUAUACAGACUGCUACAGCUGCACCGCCAACACAAACGGCUGCCAGUGGUGUUCAGGCCAGUGUGUUUCUCUUGGAAGCAACUGUACCGCUGCCACGGGGGCCAUAUCGGAGUAUGAGGUUUGCCCUAAGGACAACCCCUCCUAUGUGUGCAACAAGAAAACCAGCUGCAAGAGCUGCGCUGUGGACCAGAACUGCCAGUGGGAGCCUCGCAACCAGGAGUGCAUCUCACUGCCGGAGAACGUGUGCGGUGAAAGCUGGCAUCUGGUGGGCAACUCUUGUCUGAAGUUCAUCACAGCGAAGGAUUCGUACGAUAACGCCAAGCUGGCCUGCAGGAGCCACAACGCUGUCCUAGCCUCGCUCACCACGCAGAAGAAGGUGGACUUUGUCCUGAAGGAGCUGCAGAUAAUGAGCGUGGUGUACAAGGCCACAGUGACACCCUGGGUGGGGCUCAGGAAAAUCAACGUGUCGUACUGGUGCUGGGAGGACAUGUCGCCCUUCACCAACACAACCCUGCAGUGGCUUCCCGGUGAGCCGAGCGACGCUGGGUUCUGCGGCUAUUUGGCCGAGCCGGCGUCCAGCGGACUGAAAGCCCAAACCUGCAUCAGCCCGGUGAACGGGAGCCUCUGUGAACGGCCAGCCAACCACAGUGCCAAGCAGUGCCGGACGCCAUGUGCCAUGCGAACCACCUGCAGCGAAUGCACCAGCAGCAGCUCGGAGUGCAUGUGGUGCAGCAACAUGAAGCAGUGCGUCGACUCCAACGCCUACGUGGCCUCCUUCCCCUUCGGACAGUGUAUGGAGUGGUACACAAUGAACACUUGUCCACCGGAGAACUGCUCCGGAUACAGAACAUGCGGCCAGUGUCUGGACCAGCCGGGCUGCGGCUGGUGCACCGACCCCAGUAACACAGGAAAAGGUCAGUGUAUAGAGGGCUCGUACCGCGGGCCUUUCCAGACCUCGGUACCGGCCCCGUCCACCCUGCCUGGCCUGCCCGCCAGCCCCCAACCGGCCCUCAACGCCAGCAUGUGUCCCAAUGAGGCGAAAUACAACUGGUCCUUCAUCCACUGUCCAGCUUGUCAGUGCAACGGUCACAGCCAGUGUGUCAACGAGAGCGUGUGUGAGAAGUGCGAGGACCUGACAACCGGCCGACACUGUGAGAGCUGCAUCUCCGGCUUCUACGGAGAUCCGACCAACGGGGGCAGCUGCCAGCCCUGCAAGUGUAACGGCCACGCCAGCAUGUGCAACCCAAACAACGGCAAAUGCUUCUGCACUACCAAGGGCAUCAAAGGAGAUCGCUGCCACCUAUGUGAAGUCGAGAAUCGUUACCAAGGCAACCCCCUCAAAGGAACAUGCUACUACACGCUCCUCAUUGACUACCAGUUCACCUUCAGCCUGUCGCAGGAGGACGACCGCUACUACACCGCCAUCAACUUCGUGGCCACACCAGAGGAGCCAAACCGAGAUCUUGACAUGUUUAUAAAUGCAUCCAAGAACUUCAACCUGAACAUUACCUGGGCCACCAGCUUCACCGCAGGAACCCAGACCGGAGAAGAGAUUCCUAUCGUCUCCCGGAGCAACAUCAAGGAGUUCAAAGACAGCUUCUCCAACGAGAACUUUGAUUUUCGGAACAGCCCAAACAUAACAUUCUUUGUCUACGUCAGCAACUUUACAUGGCCCAUUAAGAUUCAAAUUGCCUUCUCCCAGCACAGUAACUUCAUGGAUCUGGUGCAGUUCUUCGUCACGUUCUUCAGCUGCUUCCUGUCCCUGCUCCUGGUGGCCGCCGUGGUUUGGAAGAUCAAACAGAGCUGCUGGGCGUCACGGCGACGAGAGCAACUGCUGAGGGAGAUGCAGCAGAUGGCCAGCCGGCCUUUCGCCACCAUCAACGUCGCCUUGGAGACGGACGAGGAGCCGCCUGACCUGAUAGGAGGAAACGUCAAGUCCGUUCCAAAACCCAUCGCCCUCGAGCCUUGCUUUGGCAACAAAGCCGCCGUGCUCUCCAUCUUUGUGCGGUUACCCAGGGGUACCGGUGGCAUCCCUCCUCCAGGACAGUCUGGUCUUGCCGUGGCCAGCGCACUGGUGGACGUCUCUCAGCAGAUGUGUGUGGGCUACAAGGAGAAGUCUGGAGGCCUGAGGAACCGCAAACAGCAGCCCAGCGCACAGCCAUCCACCUGUAUCUGACCACGCCCCCUGUCCUCCCGUACCACCCCGCCACCUAACGCUUUCCCAUCAGCCCCCUGCCUCUGCUCCCUCCUUCAGAGACUUCCGCCAGCUCUGCUCUGGCAGGGAGAGGUGCAUGCUGGGACGCAGGACUGGAACAGUUCGGGGAGGGGACGAGUCAUCUGGCGAACUGAGGCCUCAGUGGGCUUCCCCUCCCUCUACUCCUACGGGAACUUGUGGUCCCCUUGAACUGAAUGACAGAAACUGGACACAGAAGGGGGAGCAGGGGAGGGAGGGAAGGACAGAGCGGGUGCUGCCCCCCCCCUACCCCCA
Thunnus maccoyii (southern bluefin tuna) is the source of this 4694-nucleotide messenger RNA. It is a transcript of the gene atrn, whose product is annotated as attractin. Lineage: Eukaryota; Metazoa; Chordata; Actinopteri; Scombriformes; Scombridae. Gene Ontology annotation, molecular function: protein binding. Gene Ontology annotation, cellular component: Golgi apparatus. Bases 261 to 4382 code for a protein of 1373 amino acids. The record is from RefSeq and is a predicted model, not a curated record. The transcript is spliced from 29 exons.